This is a messenger RNA of Entrophospora candida, 552 nucleotides long. The record is from the annotation of a GenBank genome assembly. NCBI's taxonomy places the organism in Eukaryota, Fungi, Glomeromycota, Glomeromycetes, Entrophosporales, Entrophosporaceae.
AUGGUUCCUGAACAUCGUUUAGAAACAUUAUUAGAACAAUCCAUAACUCUACAACGUAUAUCAUGUCUUUAUCAUAAUACAGAUCAAUAUAUAUCUUUAUAUUCUGAUCACGCCUGUGACAGGUUAUUUCCUUCGGUUACGACUCAUAUUUUUAAUCAUCAUACUGAUGAAGUUUGGUAUGUAGCAUUUUCGAACAAUGGAAAAUUUUUAGCUUCAGCUUCAAGGGAUAAAACUGCUAUCAUAUGGAGUCUUGAGACUUUGGAUGUUGUUCAUAUUCUAAGAGAACAUACAGAUUGUGUUUCAUUUUUAUCUUGGUCUCCAGAUGAUUCAAAUUUAUUAACAUGUGGACAAGACAACAAAUUGAAACUUUGGAAUGUUGAGUCAGGUGAAUGUCUUAAAACAAUGCACAACCAUGUUGAUCCUGUAACUACAUGUGCAUGGUUACCAGAUGGUAAAAGUUUUAUAUCUGGUAGCCAAGAUAAAAAUACUUAUUUAUGGGUAAUUUAUUUAAAUAUAUUUAAAAAGAAAAAAUUGACUCUUAAAAAAGAUUAA